Zootoca vivipara (common lizard) is the source of this 9406-nucleotide messenger RNA. RefSeq names its product protein kinase cAMP-activated catalytic subunit beta (gene PRKACB). Lineage: Eukaryota; Metazoa; Chordata; Lepidosauria; Squamata; Lacertidae. Gene Ontology annotation, biological process: protein phosphorylation. Gene Ontology annotation, cellular component: nucleus; cAMP-dependent protein kinase complex; cytosol. The record is from RefSeq and is a predicted model, not a curated record. Gene Ontology annotation, molecular function: ATP binding; cAMP-dependent protein kinase activity.
UUCUUACUCCUGCUCUUAACCAUGGUUAGUACUAACCAGAGUUUGUACAAAGCUUGGAUUUCAUACCAAGAUCUGAAACUAGAUAGCAAUCAUUGCGAACUCUUGUUAGUGUUAACCAGGAUUAAUUCUAGUGCACAUGAACUAUAGUUAAAGCUCCGGACAAAUUAACAUAUGGGAAGGAAGGAGCUAUUCAAAUGAGCUGUCUACAGGAGGGAGGGGGAAAGCUUCCACUUUUGAUUUUAAGCUAGCCAUAUUUCUAGAGUUGGGAGACCAUGGCUUGAGAACAAGCCAGGUUUAGAACCAUGAUUAUGUCCACCUGAUCAAAUCAGUAUUUUCAGGUGCCUUCAGCACCUUCAUACAGCCACUUCACUCCUUUCUUUGGGUAAGUGAUGAAACAAGCUAGGAAACAGCAGCUAGCCAUAGGAACUUGAGGUAAUGGCUUUGAUAUAAGGCAUGGUCUGUGAAUCAGCUUUAAAUCUUGGCUUUAUACGGUGGCUUUUUAAUGAAAAGUGAUUAGCCAUAGUUCCAGUACAGACCUAGUGGAAAGCUGCAUCCACAAAAGAUAAAAGGGGAAGUGUGUGAAAGUCCAUGACUCAGCACACCAUUUUCAUGGCUAUAAACCAUAGUUUUCCAAUGUGUGAAACAGUGAGAACCUGAAGUAUCUCUAUGACCCUCUGUUGUAAACACACAAAGUAAAUUUAGGGUGCUUUUGCACUUGCUAAAAUUUGUGUAACAGUAAACAUUCCCCACGUGCCUUUUGAGAAGUUAUGGCCGUUUAAAAAAUUGUUUUAAAAUAAACUUUAGUUCAGGUGUCUGCAGUUGUAUCCAGCAGUGUUCCAUUCACACAACAGGGUGCAGAGCAAGGCCAAAAUCUGACGCUCUCCCCCAGACCUCAUGCUGCCUUCCCAAAGCUGGGUAAGCGAGGCAUGGGCUUUGGGGAAGAGGCAUGAAGUUCCGGCUGGGUCCUGGAGUCCUUGCUUUGAUACAGGAGUGGAAAGAAAUGAGAGGAAGCUGCAUGUUGGCUGGAGGAGUAGAGACAUCUCAUUUCUGCCCUAACUCCAGCUGCUUUAGAAGAAGGAGCAGGAUGCUUGCUCUCCUUCCCCCCCCCCCCACCUUUCUGCAGAGGACAGGGCCUUGGUGGAAGCCAAAGAGGGCUUUGAGCACCCGAGGGAGGAAGUGGAACAGGAGGUGGCAGCGAAUGAACAGGAGUCGGAGGGGUGCAGUCUAGUUGCCUAGAAUCAGUCACUGACUUUGUGGAUGGGAGGAGACCCACCCAUGCAAUAGAUGGUGCAUUUGCAAUCCCAGCAUUCAUGCAAGGCAAGUGAGUACACCGCACCUGGUCUUUAAAAGCUUUGUGGGUGAAACUUGUUGGGUCAUCUUCAUUGAUUCCUUUGAGUUGUGAAUGUGUUACCCUGGUGCCAAGGCCUGUGUCUGUUAGAGCCUAUAUUGCUUCUUGCUAGAAUAAGGAUCUUGUUCUUACUUAAAAAUAAGAGCUUCUGUUUGCAAGUUUGGGGACAGGAGCUAGCACAUAUAACCUAGGAAGCUGCAGCAGGAAUCCCCCCCCCCCCGCCAAAUCUGGGAUGGCCUUUCCUCCCCUUUGCAUGAAAGGAAGUGCAACACUUUCUGGAUUCAUGCCUAGACACAAUGUCUUGGGGCAGCAUUUGUCUCCUCUGGCAUAAAUGUGUUUACGUUAUAUCACUUGUGGCUGCAUUUUUAACUUUCGGACAGUAGAUGCCAGUAGAUAGCUUUUGAAUUAAAAUAGAAAUGUGGCGAGCGCUGCCAUAGCAACAACUUCCUCUUGGCGAUGUUAUUUAUAGAAAUGCUGCUGCCUCAUCUUUACAUUGCUCUCAUGCUGAAGAGAGACUUUCUGAGAUGCUUUAAAAAGCUCUGCUGGCAAGAUGUAGGAUAUCUGUUUGUUCUAGACUGAUUAUAUAUAUCUAUACUGUAUCUCCCAUAUAUCAACUGUUCUGUUUCAACGGCUAUAUUCAUUAUACAGCAAAUAUCUACUUUAAGCACCCUAGGGACUUGGACACGUUUGGUGAGAUUCCCUCCCCCCUUUUCUGCCUUUAAGCCUCCCUAUGCUAUUUCACAAACUGAUUUGAGAGACCCCUCAGUUGUAAAGGUGUUUGGCAUGAGUGGGGGUGGGGGCUGGCGCUGGUAUUUCCAGAACAUGAAUUCAAAUCCCUCUGGGCACAUGUAACUAGUUGAGCAGUUCUUUGGAUUCUAGGUAUAGUCAGGUUUGUUCAUUUAGCUUGAUGGAUGACUCUGGCCAGGGCCGGCCCUACGGCCAGGCUGGGUAGCGCAGGGCACCGGCCCGCCGACCGCUUUUCCGCCCAGUAGCGCUGCGCGCUGAAUCCACCCACCCGUCGGGCAGCAGCGCCCUCGGCAGCCACACUCUGCCUGCCUGCCCACUCGUCGCGCUGGGAAACGGGGCGGGGGGACCCCAGAGGGAUCUGUCGCACCACGGCGCCAGAGGUGCUUAAGACGGCCCUGACUCUGGCAGUCCUCAUUACAAUUAGCAUAUUAGCUAAUUGGGUAUGUAUACAUACUAGGCUACAUUAUUAAAGGAGAAUUUCACGUUACAGGGCAGUCCAAUAUAUUUUUCUCCAUAAGUAAGUACCAUUGAAUUCAAUGGGAUUUACUCUCAGGUCAAUGUGCGUAGCUGCAGAGUAUAUUUCACUCCCUAUACAGGUCAAGCUAAAAAAUGGUGAGAGAAAAAUUCCUGAGAGUUGCUCUUGCAGUGUAAAAUUAACGGUCAUAACCCUUUCAAUCCAUGUCUGAAUCCCUUCCCUGAAAAUCUAUCUUCCCUGAACACUGGUGAUCCUUUUCAGAAAAGAUUAUCUUACAUGUAUUAGGCUCUUGCUUAAGUUUUUGAAAGUAACUGUGAGUUUUAUGUUGGGAGAUGCUUAAAUAUGUUGGUACUGAUAAACGGUGUGCAUAUAUGUCACAACACAAUCAUCCUUUUUCUAAUGUGGACUUUCUCUGUUUUUUAAAAAUAAAAAGAAUGCAAUUGAACGCCACCUGUGAUAUGUUGAAACUUUUCUAGCAGCAUGUCUAGGUUCUAAAAUUAAGAUUUAUGUUAUUAAAAUUCAUUUUGUGAACUUAAAAUCUCUCUUUCUACAAAUCUCUUCUUAAAAUUAUACCGAAAUUAAUAUUAAUAUUACCUUUACAACAUCUUUUAUCGGUUACUAGGAGAGGAACCUAACAGCAACUCAAAUAGAUUUCAGUGUAAAUACAUGCUUUUCUCUUCUUUCGUUUUAUGCAAGCUUGUAGUGUCACAAGCAGCAAUCAUGUGAAGGGAUAUUUUCAUGCCCAAGGCAAUAUUGUAAAUGACUCUUUAACAAUACUGUAGAAGUUCAGAAAUUUGUGGUAGGGUUGUUGUUGUAUUGUCCUUUAGGAAAGGCUUUCAUGAUUAAUGAGAUAAUAAAAAUGAACAGCAAGUAAUAUUUUUUCAAGAUGGGGUGGCUUUUGCUGUUAGCUACAUUGCCUUCUCCCAUCUGUUCUGGUCUUUCUGAGAUAGGCAAUGGAGAAGAAUAAAGGCAAUGGGCAAUAAUUAGGCCAGUACCUUGUAAUGGGUUGGGGUGAGUGUGAGCAAACAGGCAAAAACCUCUUGUGCGCAGGUGGGAGGGAGAGGGGAGGCCUGCACCCAGUUGUGUGUGGUGAAGGAAGGUGCAAUCCACAGAAGUGUGGGGAGAGAGGCAAGGGGACGUGGAACAUUUCAGGGACUGGCUAAGUCACCACACUUUGAAUGAUUUGUCAACUCCACAGGUUUUCACAAGAGAGGAACCAUAUUCUUAAAUCUGUCUGCAUCCCCAGAAAACAAAAAAGUUAAGAAUGGUCACAGCAAGGUGUCAGGGAAGGGAAACAUAUAGUGUAUGUCCUAAGGUCUGCUUGCCUAAGAGGCAGUCUCUAUGCAUUUUUGCCUCCCCCUCUUAUCUCAGCAUUGAUAAGGAAGAUGGGAGGUAAUCAGGCACAGGUGGACCCUCAAGUUACGUUACCUUCAGGUUGUGAACGCAGCAGACCUGGAAGUGAGUUUGCCGCAUGCGCAGAAGCGCUCUGCACGCUUUGUGCGUGUGUAGAAAUGCUCUGUGGCGGCGUGCGCAGAAGCGGUCCUCCAGUUAUGAAAUUUUCGGCAUAUGGCUGGGCCUCCAGAACAGAUCCCGUUCAUAACCAGAGGUACCACUGUAAUAGCACCAAUAGGCCCCCACUAACCCUGGUUUCCACACCUCGUGAGUCUUACCAGAACCACUAGGUAAGAAUACUGGAUGUUCUUCAACCAUAAGCCCAGAAACUGAGUGGAAUAUCUUGACCCUCCAUGGUUAUUCCAGUAAAGACCUUUUCGUCUUCUUAAGGGAAAGACAACAGCCAGGCCCUUGCGGGGUUGAAUCUGGGCGGGUGCACAGCUUCCGUCUAAUGUACUUUUUCCAGGGGGAUCUCCGAUGUCAAUUGUUUUCCUUCAAACGAGUAAAAGUUGCUAACUAAUUUUUUUAUAGGGUUGUUGGUUUUCCUCUUCACAAUGUUUUUCUGAUGCUCUUUUUGAAAUUAUUGUUUUGAUCCACACACAAACACAAAUGAUUUUGUGUGUGUGGAAAUUUUACAUCUGUGGCUUAGGAGACAUACUUAUUUGCCUCGGUGUAUGAAACCAAAAGUAAUCAAAUGUCUUUUUUUUGGGGGGGGGGGCUCUCACUAUUAGGUUCUUUUCAAUUAUUUUGCUUGUACUUGCAAAGCCCCUGGAUGAACGUAGCCACUGAGUAGGACCUUAGGUGACCCCUGUAACACAGCACAGCAUAGCUCAGCGGCAAGUGCAGCUAUUUAAUUAGUUCCUUAAAAGUUGGGAAGAGGCUUCCUGCCAAGGUUUUUGGAUCCUGACCACAUAUUUACAGUGUGUACAUGCCCUGCAGCAUGUAAAUGCAUUUUCUUUUUUUAGCAUGGAUGUGACUUGCACAUUAUAGGAAUUGAACGACUGUUCAAGUUUUCUAAACAGGAAAUGUUUUGAAAUUUUCUCUUAAUCUGCAGUUGUAAACUAUAAUAUCUAACACUUUUAAUAAACUAAAAGCAAGUUAUGCUUUCUGGAUCCUGGCUUCUGUUAUCUUUUCAAUAUAACAAAACACAUGCUUGUUCUCAUCUCCCUGAGGUGCCCCCCCCCACAAGUGGAGAGUUAAAAUGCAAGCAGUACAGGGUUCCCCCCCCUCUAGUCACCACCCUGAGCUGAUAUCAAGAGCCUUUUGCUGAGAAUAGCUCUUGAAGCUUGGUUUUAUAUUAACAGGAAGCAGAACAGCAGUUGUGGCUUUAGCAUACUGCAUACAGGAAGUCUGACACAUACUUAGUCCUCGGCUUCUGUGCUAAGUUCUUAAGUUGAGAGUUGUUUCUUGCCUCUAACGUACCUUAAAUGUACAUAGAUGGCAACCCAGAAAGAGUUACAGAGCAGCUCGAGCGUGGGGACUGCUAAUGCUUUGCAGAGACUGGAAGGGUUUGCCAACAGACUUUUUCACAGACACUCCAAAGGUUCUCCAAGUGAACUGAAAGUGGCUCUGGAAAAUGAGUCUUCUCGCUUCUCUGAACCCACUGCACUGUGGGACAGAUCAAUGAAAGAGUUCCUAGCCAAAGCCAAAGAAGACUUUUUAAGAAAAUGGGAAAGCCCCCCUCAGAAUACUGCUGGUUUAGAUGACUUUGAGAGGCUAAAAACACUUGGAACCGGAUCAUUUGGCAGAGUCAUGCUGGUGAAACACAAAUCCACAGAGCAGUAUUAUGCCAUGAAGAUACUGGAUAAACAAAAAGUGGUUAAGCUGAAGCAAAUAGAACACACACUUAAUGAAAAGAGAAUAUUACAAGCAGUGAACUUCCCUUUCCUUGUAAGACUGGAGUAUUCUUUUAAGGACAAUUCUAAUUUAUACAUGGUUAUGGAAUAUGUUCCUGGGGGUGAAAUGUUCUCUCAUCUAAGAAGAAUUGGAAGAUUCAGUGAACCACAUGCACGAUUUUAUGCAGCUCAGAUAGUGCUAACGUUUGAGUACCUCCAUUCACUAGACCUCAUCUACAGAGAUCUGAAACCCGAAAAUCUUUUAAUUGACCAGCAAGGAUAUAUCCAGGUCACAGAUUUUGGGUUUGCAAAAAGAGUAAAAGGCAGAACCUGGACGUUAUGUGGGACUCCAGAAUACUUGGCGCCAGAAAUAAUUCUCAGCAAGGGCUACAACAAAGCAGUGGAUUGGUGGGCCUUAGGAGUUUUAAUUUAUGAAAUGGCAGCUGGAUAUCCUCCAUUCUUUGCAGAUCAACCAAUCCAGAUUUAUGAAAAAAUUGUUUCUGGAAAGGUACGAUUCCCAUCACACUUCAGUUCAGACCUUAAGGAUCUACUAAGAAAUUUACUCCAGGUAGAUUUGACCAAACGAUAUGGAAAUCUCAAGAAUGGGGUGAAUGAUAUUAAAAACCACAAAUGGUUUGCCACUACAGAUUGGAUUGCCAUUUAUCAAAGAAAGGUAGAAGCUCCAUUCAUACCAAAAUGUAGAGGCCCUGGAGAUACCAGCAACUUUGAUGACUAUGAAGAAGAAGAUAUCCGUGUGUCUCUAACAGAGAAAUGUGCAAAGGAAUUUGCUGAUUUUUAGUACUUGCUGGAUGAUCAGAGGACAUCAGGGCUUACAUUGGGAUCUUUGCACUCUGUUAACUCAUGAGGGUGGAGCGGAGACCAUCAUAUGUCAAAACAAUUACCUAGUUACUUCAUUCCACAAAGUUGACUGAGGUCUUUAUUGCCAUCUUCCAUGUGUGCAGUUUGCACCAACCCUUAUAACUAGGCACAAUUAAGCAAAGCACUGUUUGUGCUGUAACACAGAAUAUAGACCACUUUUUCCUAAUUACCUUUUUGGUUUCUGUCGUUUUCCUUUGCUUUCUGUGUAUUGUUCAUUUCCCCUCCCUCUUCUUUCUCUUUCCCCCUCUUCCCCUGCCCUUUUAAAAUGAAGUAGCCUUUUACCCAAGAACACUCCGUUUUAUUUUGAAUAAUGCAUUUGUGCGAAUUAAACUGAAGGUGUUUCUGGCUAGUGUGACUUACCGGUAGACCGAAGUGAAAGAUAAGUGUUGCUUCUAGUCUGUGCCAGCCAAUCCUUACGCAUCUGUCUUUGUGUCUGAGGCUACAGUUCAUAGGUUUGUAUUCCCCCCCCCCAAGUAGCUCAGACUAAAUCUAGCCAACACCACUAGCAUUUUUGAAGAUAGUAUUUAUCGCCAUACGAGUGUAUGCUAAUUGACUUUAAACACAUCUUCCUGGAGACUGACCAAACUUAGUAUCAAAAUUGGACAGUUUGUGUAGGGUUCAGUAGCUAGACCCCGUGCCUUGGUUUUCUACAUGCUGGCAGUCUUUCUCCCUGCCUCAUAUUUCUUUUUUUUCCCCUUUCCUAAGCAGUAGGUAAAUAUGCCAUAAGCAUUCUGUGCCAUGAGAAGCACAGUCUCAAUAAGCAGGAACAAUUCCAUCCAGCCUGGGCUUUGGACCAUAUUUAACCAUGCUUAAGUAGCUAUUUAAAUGGGGUUUUGUUUUGUUUUAACACCUUAAAACCCAAAACAUUUAAAAGAUUUGGUCAGUAUUGUAAGAGACUUAAGACUGAUUUAUUUAUUUUUUAAAGUAAUGUCAAGGUUGGGGCUCCUGAAGUAUUUCACAUUUCAACCCUUUUUUUUAUCAAAGGGGGGGAAAGCAUCUUUUUUUUUUUUAGGAAAAGAAAACCCUCUAUAGGUUAUGAGAAUGAAUGGUUUAGCGAAUUGAAAAAUUAGUGUUACAAUAUUGAUGCGUUGCUAGAUAAACCUGGUAUUUCUGUUAGCUGUGAAGAAUAAAAGAAGUAAAUGCCAAGUUUUUAUUCUGGUAUACUAUAUUAGUAAAUCACGGGUGGAGUGCUGCUCCAAUCAUGGUUCCUACCAGCGGCUCUUCAUUCGCAUGGAAAAGAGGCAAAAAAGUUUUCAAAGUGCCACCAUCUGUGAUGUGGUGUCUUCAUUUCUAACAUACUUUUUUUCUUUCAGUGAAAUGGAAUGUACGGUCACACGGAGAAUUAAGGUUUUUAUAAUCUCACCAACUGACUUAAAAAGGGGUAUUGCCGCCAUGUGCUAGCUCCCAGCACUUUUACACUCACUCGUUUCAGUGUGUGUUAACAAUCAGUGGCUCAGCACAACCUUCUUUGUGCUUUUAAAUUUGUUCAUAUACAACUUUUUAAGUCAGGCGCUCAAUUUCUCGGUGGCCUGUCUGAAGAUGAUGAUGGCACAUCAGUUAUGUUUAAAAUAAACUUAGGCUCAUGUUUUAUGAUCAAUUUACAUGCAUAUGAGGAUGAAGUGUUUUUAUUAAACUGAUCUAGAUUGAUUAUGUAGUCACGGUGUUCUGCAGAAUGCCAGGGCAGAUGAGACCAUUGGCAUUGCUUCCUUUUAAUCUUUAUGACACUCCUUUAAGAAAAUAAGUCUCCGUAGACAUUUUUGCGAAAUAAAAUGUACCAUGCAACGUUAUGUACGUCUCUUUAAGUUGUCAAGCAGUUUUGCACAUAUUCAUCGUUAGGAGUCUGUUUGCCAUCUUUGUCCACCCCACCCCAACCCCCCAUCUACGUAUGUGCAAGACAAGGAUACGAUACUUUGCGGUAGCAAAUUUUAUGUAAUAACUAUAUUGUCACAUUAAUAAAUUAAAAGAAAUUAUUUGUAUGAAAAAACAAUCUUUUGUAUUUCAUCUAGGCUGAGGACAUGCUGUUGUAUGCUAGCUGUAUGCGAUUAAUUCUACAGUGACUUUGUUGUUUAUGGACUUUGAAAAUUUUAAUAAAUGCUGGAGAUCACCUUUUCAAUUCUGUUGUGAAUUUUAGCCAGUAGCAUAAUCGGAUAACACAUGACUUCUCUAACGUACCGUAGGUAGCGAGACUUCACUCUGGCUGUCUCUUAAGGAAUGCAAGGGACCGAUUCCAGCAUGUCCAAAAAUUCAACUCUAGGUGGACAUAUUUUUGAAGUACCCUCUUAAUUUCUUUGAUUUAAGCUUAUUUAACUAUUUAACAUGUGUCAGAAACAAACAGUAAAAAUAAAUCCUAAAGCAGAAUAAUAGACUGGAAAUAAUAGGGGUUUGUACAAAAGAUAAGGAGGAGGUCCUUUACAAAGAGUACAAACUUGGCAAUAUGUUACAUGGCCCUGUCAUUUUAAAAAAACACAAAAAGAGAGCCACACGAUCAUGAUGCCUGUAUUUAAUUUCAAAAAUCCUUUCCAUCACUCAAAUGCUGUAUAUUUGACAGUAGAGAUUUGUUAAUUUUACACAAUUUGAGGAAUUAAGUGUUGGACUGUAUGGUAUCUUUUAACUGUACUCUAGUUGUAUGUAACUCUCAUUUUCAACAUAAAGGAUUGUAUCUCAUUAAGUAAAUUGCUUCUUUUAUUUUCUUGUCAGCUGCAUUAAAACCCUUAUUUUUAAAUCCUGUAA